Messenger RNA from Patiria miniata (bat star), 6060 nucleotides. RefSeq names its product stAR-related lipid transfer protein 5-like. Lineage: Eukaryota; Metazoa; Echinodermata; Asteroidea; Valvatida; Asterinidae. The transcript is spliced from 5 exons. Bases 409 to 1209 code for a protein of 266 amino acids. The record is from RefSeq and is a predicted model, not a curated record. Gene Ontology annotation, molecular function: lipid binding.
CUGACCACACUACACUGUCGACUGCAUGCAACUUGAGAGAGAAGUGGACCCAACAGCGUUCACGGAGCUUUUGCACAGAGUGUAAUAACUGAACACUCGAAUGUUCCACCGCUGGCUCGCUAACACUGUUGACGUCGCCAGUUUGUUAGAUAUCUGCAGGUGUCGAGACGAUAUUGUUAUCUGAUCCAACGCACUUACCAACACAUCAGACAUUUCCGGAACUCUCACCCAACCUCAAUCUCGCUCCAGACACAUUAUUGUGGUAUCGUAUGUUAUCCGCCCUCCUCGUGUCUGCAGCUGCUCGCGCACCGCGUCGUGCGGUAGAAGUUCUCACGCGCUCUCUCGACCAAUCGUACAAUCGAUCUUCGCCCAUAAAUCGCGCUUAUUGGUGCAUUGUCUGCAUAAAUUAUGCUCAGAUAUUUGGCGCCGGUGACAUUAGGUGUCUGCGCCGUCAGUGCGGGCAUUCUUAGUGGGAAACCAGCGGCGAGUAGAAUCAGUGUGUCGUCUGCCGUUAGGAGGCUGUUGGUCGCAGCAAAUUGCCACGCUGGUGGUACUGGAAUCUCCUCCUUUGGAAGCAUGGAUUAUAAGGAAGAAGCUGAACGUAUGUCACAGCGGGUGUUUGAAUUAUACAGUGACAGUGACUGGAAGGUUGCCAAAACUUCGAAAGACAUCCGAGUUCUGUACAAGAAAUCCGCUGAAUUUGACGGCUAUGUAUACAGAGCCGAGUGCACGCUGGACUCGUCUCCCGAGAGAAUCCUGGAGUACAUCCUCCCGUCACCGAAGGGACUCCGGGGAAAAUGGGACAAGAAUGUCAAAGAAUCCGAGGUCAUUGAACACAUCAAUAAGGAUCUAAUCGUCGCGAGAUCCGCUACACAUAGCGCGGCUAUGGGGCUGAUAUCGUCUCGAGAUUUCCUCGAUUUGAUCUACGUGAAGCGGUACCCGACCAACAACAUGGUGUGCACUCACUCCAAGAGUAUCAAGCGUAAGGAUUGCGCAUCACGUGACGGCUUCAUACGGGGUACCAACUAUCAUGGCGGCACAUUCUGUAUACCCGUGGAGGGGGAGAGCACCAGGACCCGAGUGAUCAACAUGGUCCAAUCCGAUCUUGGUGGGAUGCUGCCCAAGACUCUGGUAGAUUCAGCGCUGCCCAGCAACCUCAUCGACUUCUUCGUGGAUCUAGAUAACGCCCUCAAGUCAAAUAUAGAAUAAGAACCAGGCAGAUGUUUACGAUGGGAUGGGGGAUUUGGAAGGGUUUAUAAACAAAAAAAAAACAGUCUUUCGCUGGUUACCCUGUUAAAUGUUGUUAUUGCGCGAAUUCAAAACGCGAGGCUGGCGACCAGCCAAAUUAACCAUUUUCUACUUAGGCCUAUAUCAGAUCCAGCUACAUUGUAAUGUGUAUUUAAAGAGCGUUCUAGGUUUGACUGGUUACCCAUAUUGAUUGGUAUCAGAACCAAUCUUCUGCUUGAAGACAGGUCUUAGAUGUUUGUUCGAUCUCUUGAAGCGUCACUCUGGACGAUUAUAUACGAUUCCAGUCUAAAUAAAAUGAUUUAUGUAGUGUGUAGGCCUAGAGUUCGGGGAGGUAAUCCCAAGUAUAGCCAAGUCUUACGGAUAAUAAGCUUAAUUUGAUUUUCAAGGGGAAUAUUAGAGUGAGUCUGAAAGACGAUGCUCGUUGGGGCUUUUUGAAAGCAAUGUUGUGAUUCGAUGUUGGUAAGAUUUCUGCUGCAUGUGAAAAUGGCGCGCUUUUAUUGUGUCAUUCAUUGGUAUAACUUAAAGUACUUUUACGGUAUUUUGGCAUAUGGCGAAAGCUAUAUGACUUAAUAUAUCUUGUCGUCAAACCUGGAAAAUUGCAUGCACUUUGUGAAUUCAUAUACAAUGUUUCUAUUUAAAAAAAUAUAUCCAUAAAUAAAUAUUCAUAGCAAAUCCUCCUUUAUAAAAAAAAUAAUCUUGCAUUAAGGUCAGAGGUCAACGACUUGCACAACCCAAACUGUUAUUACUGUUGUUAACUAGAGGUUCAUUGUAUCAGCAUGCUGUCCGUGUUUUUCAUCAGGGUUUUGAAUCAAGACCUGCCAAGAUAGGCUGGAUUGGAUUGGCUGGGAGCAAUUAAGGAGAUUGCGGGAUGGAUACCCGUAUGUCGUCAGGUUAGCGAUCCGGUGAUUAGGGUAAGCUAGUCUUGACUCGAGCAGCGAUGAAAAUGUCGGUAGCAUCAUAGACAUCUAUAAUGAAAGAUUGAUGGGUAGUGCCAGGCAGAUCCCGUGCAACUGCUCAAAUAUAAUCACUUAUGUCUGUAUUUUGUGGCUGGGUAGAUGUGAAGUUGGAAGUCCGUACCCCUAAUUAAAGUUGAAGAUGAGAGAUGUGAAAUAAUGUGUUGGGUUGGAGACUAGCUCCAGGCAUAGGGCUUGACCGUACAAUGACAUUUGCAAACUUCGUCGCAUGAUGCAAGUUACCAACUGAAAGAAGUUCACGAGAGAGAAAAAAAAAUAUUCGAAGUAUGUCUGGUGGAGAGUUUAUCCUUGGUUGCCCUGCCGCCACGCGUGUUUAUAGGCUGUGGUUCGCGUGCUUCGUGCUCCACGUGGUACGGCAGCCAGCUCGGCAGGAGCAAAAUUGAUCGGCGGCUGGGGCACUGAGUGGUCGACAACCGUUCCGAUGAAGUGAGACUUACCCCAGCAAUCGGAUAUGACGCGUGCCACGAGCUAAGACGUAAGAACACACUGCGAUGCACGUAGGGGGAGUUGUAUUGUCGAGGAGUGUUUGGGUUUUUUAGACGCUCGUCUUCACCUUGUACUUGGACUGUCCGGUGUAUUAUCGGUGACGCCCGCUAGCGACGUAUGACGAAGCAUUGCGGCGGCGGAGAGAUAGAUCCUGAACACGGCGUGGCUGGCAUCGAGGGCUUGCGAGACCAUCAAAACCUCUCUACAUCAUUUUAAUUCAUUUCCAACGGGCCCUCUGGGGCCCCCAUUUCAUCCUGACCAUCCAUUUCAUCCGUGUUUCGUACCCGCUAUUUUUUCAAGUGUCCAGCAGUCAAUUAGAAUGACCGAACUGAACUCAAAACUGUUCAUUUAAUCCUAGAAUACGAAUAUCUCUUGCUUGCAUUUAUAAACGCAUGCAUAAAGCGAAAACCAUUUGACUUUUUCAUGCGCAAUUAUUUCUCCAUUAUUCCCUCGCUGAAUGUCGACAUAAUCGUAGUUAGAUGAAAGAGUGGUCAUGGUCGGGACAGCGACCAGACAACACGUCAUCCCAUUAAAAUUGAUUUCAUUCUCUGAGCAGUAUUGAUUUCGUCGCUCACAAUCUGCCACGAUUGCAUCACAAAGAUUUGGACACUGAAUGCCAGAGGUUGUCAAGCUGCGAUGUUGGUCUCAGACCAACUUCGAGAGUAAUUAAUUUGUUAUUGAUGCAGAGAUUGGCAUUUUUGACGCCAAGCUGUAGAAUAGAUCCCAACAUGUACAUUUUUCAAAUGGAUGCCCAAAUACGACUUUUUGAAAGUCUGAAAAAUGUAAAGGAAGGCUGCAUGUCUGGCGCCACCACGAGUUUCAAACUUCAACCAUUGUGGAUUGAGAUUUAAAAUGGCGUCAUUAUGAGGUCCUUGGAUAUUAGAUGCAGACCAGUAAAUAUAUUCCUGUAGGCACCAAUGAUAAAUACCACAAACUUGACUGGGGGAAAAAAAUCUCACAGGUGAUCAAAACAUGCAUCAAAAUAAUGAAAGCUUGAUUUCGCCUUCGCUCGUACCCCCGCCCUGCAAACAGGGUUGAGAGGGGGGGGUACGAGCGAAGAUUUCGCCCUCUUUCACUUUCUGUUCAGUUCUUGGGUGUUCUAACUGAUGAUUUUUCUCAUCAAAGAUGAACACACCCAAAAGCAGUACUGAAGACCAUCGCCAUUUUGAACAGCGACCCCUCCACUCCAUUGCAACAUAGUGCAACUUUCUGGUCAAAUUUCAACCCAAAGUUAACAGAAACUUCACAGACCGGUUCACAGCUUGGACCUUCAUUUCUACCAACCCUCGAGCAGGUACCACAAAACCCCUCUUAACAGAAGAAAUGACAGUAUACAAAUCGUGAUUUGGCUGGCUUAGGCAAUUGUGGGCCUAUUUACUGGUUUGCAACCUUAGAAUCGGGCAAUCGUCUUACGUUGCUCCAUCUCCCUUUUAAAUGUGAUUCACCGGUUUUAAAUGUUCUCAAAACAAGCUCUCAGACUGGAGUCUUUCCUAGUCGAUCGCCUGAUUUCCCAAAAGCAGGCCAUAUAAGCGGAAGCCGACGCGACAAUUUUCAGCGGUAGCCGAACUCGAUGCAGUCGGAGACGGGAGGUGAACGAACCCGAACAACGGAUCUAUAAUGAUUGAUCGUGAGUUGCUCUCGCCUCGUUUACUGGACCCGUCAUCACGUUACGGUGCAGGACGAUGACUAAGCUUCCCAAACCACGCUGGUCCUAGUCUACACUCAAUCUGUGUUAAUUGUUUGUGCUGGGGCUCCGGAGGCGAUCUUACCGUAUUAAUACUCGUCUGACAACAGCUUUAGCAAGAGCAUCAUCCCCUCGGUAGAAGCCCUCAAGACGACUUCAUUAAUUAACAUUCCAACCCUUAGGACCUUCUCUUUUCCCUCUCCGACGGCCGAUUGACACGACCCGGCACUGAUAAUGUUGUGAUGAUAGCAUUUGUCACUUGUCGCAUUUUGUACAUACAUCUUGUAGUAUUUUUAGAACUUAGCCAUGUUACCAGAACGCACCAUGCAUGAGACGAAUCUGUGACGCUGUGAACAUGAAUGAGCUGUAUGUCUAAGAAGGGAAUGUGUACGCGACAAUAUUGGACCAAAAUAUUUUUGUAUUACCAAAACAGUGCGCAAAAUAACGAUAUUGAUGUGAGGUUUGCCAUAGGCCCAGUUUUCAUUGGUGUUGGUGUUCUUGCAGGGGACUGAACAUAAGCAUGUAGGUUGGGAAAGGGUGAUCUAAUCAUUAAUGUUAAUGUAAAGGACCAGAGCGGUUAGGUUGUAAUUUAUAUGCAGAAUUCAUGUUUUUCUUGUCGCUACUAUGCAGUAUUGUCUCCGUAAAUUUUUACCAAGACUUUGCGCAUGAUUUUUUUAAUCUUCAUCUGUCUGGAAAACUGGCUUUCAUGUGCCGGAUGUCAUCACAAUUUAUGGAUAAUGUUUAUAGUUAAGAUUGAUUUUUGCGUUCAUAUGUGAAGUCGUUUUAAAGGCGUUCACAUCAUUUACCCUUGAGACAUGGUUACAUCUUGUUUUGUUUAUCUUGUCAUGUUAACACGCUUUCUUAAAAGGUAUUUUAAAAGAUGUUUAAUGAUACCCCAGUAAAUUUAGGUUGUAGUGAUUAAUUCCCCUUUAAGGGGAACAUCAAGUUCAAAAUGACAAAAGAUGCAUCCAUUUUCGUAGUUUUGUUUAAUUAUUACAUCUGAAAAUUCUGUAUGUCCAGCUGAAAUCUAUGCGUAAUACUAGAUAAUAAGGCUCAUUGUGUUACAGAUACAAUAUCAGAUUUACAUUAUCAAAACAUUUUUUUGAUUUUUUUCACAAAUAAUUCUCCGGUCUGUGUUUUUUUUUUCGUUUUGUUGUUCGUAAUUUCCUAUAGGCCUAAUGAACGAUCCAUUUUUGCCGUAAUUGUAUUGAAUGUGUAAAGUGAACUUAAAGCAGCUUACUAGUGGCGGAAUGCAAGCAAGCCACUAUAUUUAUACUAAUAUUGCAUUAAAAUCGAUAACUAUGUAUUGAUAUUAUGAAUGUAUUAAUUAAGCAAUAUCGCUUGUAUUGUGUGUAGUGUAUUGUUUCGGAGAUUAUAUUCUAUAAGAAUUAUCUCCAAAUAAGAACCACGUAGUGUAAUGCGCUGCACUGAUAGACAAAAACAAUCGCGGCAUACCAAAUACUUUUAAAAUACAAAGUUGUGAAAUAUUUUUCUUGUGUAAUGACGGCUAUUGUGCAUUUUUUGGAACUGUCUUAAAAGAUAGGCACUUAUUGGCUGAAUGUAUUAUGAUCAAGUGAUGCGUACUUUAGACUGGCUAGCUUACUUUAUGUAAUAAAACUAAUUGCUAUGGCACUGUCCAGAUUAAAUGUGGCUUUGUUAUGCUAAUGA